Erpetoichthys calabaricus (reedfish) is the source of this 8479-nucleotide messenger RNA. It is a transcript of the gene cntnap1, whose product is annotated as contactin associated protein 1. The record is from RefSeq and is a predicted model, not a curated record. The coding region runs from base 93 to 4013 and encodes 1306 amino acids. The transcript is spliced from 24 exons. Lineage: Eukaryota; Metazoa; Chordata; Cladistia; Polypteriformes; Polypteridae.
GAGAGUUUGUUGCAGUCCUCGGGAAAGUUGUGCAAACGGAUAUUCUCGCAAGGAUUGUGUUCAGGGCAUGGAAAAGCCCUUCCCUGUGAAGGAUGCACCGCACAUCACUAAGUCUUGUUCUGCUGUGUGCCCUCGUCUUGCACACUUGCUUAGCACGGCCUUGCAGGGAUGCUCUCGUCUCCCCACUGUACGCCUCAUCUUUUUUAGCCUCCUCCAAGUAUAGCGUUUUAUACUCUCCAAAUCUUGCAAGACUUCACGGUAGCAGUGGAUGGUCACCAUCACCAAGUGACCAGCACCCAUGGCUCCAGAUCAAUCUGAACUACAAGUACAGGAUCACGGGCAUCUCUACACAGGGCACCUUCAACAGCAACGACUGGGUGACAAAGUACAUGCUGCUUUACGGAGACCGGCCUGACAGCUGGAAACCCUAUGUCCAGCGAGCAGGCAAUAUGACUUUUGCAGGGAACUGGAACAACUACCAGGUGAAGAGACACUACUUCCACUACGCCAUCACAGCCAAGCACGUCCGCUUUCUACCCAUGGAGUGGAACCCUGAUGGCAAAAUCGGAGUGCGACUGGAGCUCUACGGCUGCUACUACGGCUCGUACGUCAUGGCGUUUGACGGGGACGACGUGAUGUCAUACAGGUUCAGAAAGAGGACUAUGAGGACUCUGCAAGAUGUCAUCUCCCUGAACUUCAAAACGCUGGAGAAGGAAGGCCUUUUGUUACACAGUGAGGGAUCGCAGGGAGACUUCCUCACGCUGGAGCUUCAUGACUCGAAGCUUGUCUUACACAUCAGCUUAGGCUCUAGCAACACCCAGGACAUCACUGGCAACACGACUGUCUCUUUGGGCAACCUGCUUGAUGACCAGCACUGGCACUAUGCAACCAUCCACCGAUAUGGACGACAUGUCAACUUUACCCUUGAUGGUCAAACCAACAGAUUCAUCUGCAACGGAAACUUUGACAACCUGGAUUUGGAUAAUGAGAUAUAUGUCGGGGGGGUGAUCAACCCUGUCAAACCAUACCUGCCACAUAAGCACAACUUCAGAGGCUGCAUGGAGAACGUCUUCUACAACGGGGUCAACAUCAUCGACCUGGCCAAAUCAAAGGACACCCAGAUCCGCUUCCCUCCCAGGAAGAAACCAGUGCGGUACGCCUGCCAAGAUGUGGUUCUCAGACCAAUGACCUUCAACGGAGCCAACAACUACCUGCAGGUGCCAGGUCCCAUGAGGAAAAUCCGGAUGUCGGUCAAGUUUAAAUUCCGGUCUUGGGACACCAUCGGGCUGCUCAUGUUUACCAGCUUUGCAGACAAAACAGGAUCCUUGGAGAUGGUCUUGAGUGACGGCCAGGUCAACAUCACAAUGACGAUAGCAGGAAAAAAGCCUCUAAAGUUUGCCGCAGGAUACCGGCUGAACAAUGGCUUUUGGCACUCAGUGGACCUUGUGGCACGGGAUGGUUCUGUUACCGUCAUCAUUGAUGAAGAAGAGGGGUCUCCAUUUCGGGUGAACAGCGAAUUCACCUUGCGCACUGGGGACAAGUACUUUUUUGGAGGGUGUCCAAAAGUAAACAACGACACCGACUGCCUGUCCAGCAUCAUGGCGUUUCACGGUUGUAUGCAGCAGAUCUUCAUUGACGGUGAGCCGAUUGACGUGGACAUCAUGCAGCGCCGCCGAUGGGGAGUUUCUUUCCAGAUUCUGCAUGGAACCUGCGCCUUCACCGACAGGUGCACUCCAAACCUCUGUGAGCACGAAGGACGGUGUAUUCAGUCGUGGGACGAUUUCAUAUGCAAUUGCGACAACACGGGGUACAAAGGGGAAGUGUGCCAUAAAUCCGUCUUCAAGGAGUCCUGUGAAGCUUACCGGCUCAGUGGCAAGAUCUCCUCGGGCAACUACAGCAUUGACCCCGAUGGCAGCGGCCCACUCAAACCCUUCUUCGUCUACUGUAACAUGAAAGUGGACAAAGGCUUAACAGUCGUGCACCACAACCGCAUCUACACAACCAAAGUGUCUGGGAGCACCAUGGAGCAGCCCUUUGUGGGGGACGUGCUAUAUAACAACGCCUCGUGGGAUGAGGUCUCCAUGCUCGCCAACAACUCGCUCUUCUGUGAGCAGUACAUUGAAUACAACUGCUACAAGUCCAGGCUGCUCAACACGCAGUCCGGAUCACCUUAUGCAUUUUGGAUUGGGCGGAAUGACCAGAGGCACUUUUACUGGGGAGGAUCGUAUCCAGGAAUAAGGAAAUGCGACUGUGGGAUCAGGAAGGACUGCACAGAUAACAGGUUCUUCUGUAACUGCGACGCGGACUACAGGCAAUGGUACUCCGACAAAGGAAUUCUGAAGUACACGGACCACAUGCCGGUGACCCGCGUGGUCAUUGGAGAUACCAACCGCACUGGCUCGGAGGCCACGUUUUACCUGGGACCUCUGCGUUGCUAUGGUGACCGAAACACCUGGAACACGGUAACCUUUCAAAAAGUGACACACAUGCUCUUCCCAACUUUCAGACCGGGGACCAGUGCAGAUAUCUCCUUCUAUUUCAAAACCACAGCAGAUUUUGGGGUUUUCCUGGAGAAUUCUGGGUACAGACAUUACAACUUCAUCCGACUGGAAAUGAACACAACAACAGACAUGGCUUUUGUGUUUAAUGUGGGCGAUGGCAUCGACAAUGUGACCUUCAGGUCCUCCUUUCCCCUUAACAAUGACGAAUGGCACUACGUCAAGGCUGAGAUCAACGCCAAGCUGGCCAGGAUCAAGGUGGAUAACAUGACGUGGGUGGUGCGCAGAUUUCCUCCACACACUUACAUCAGCAUGGAGUUUAACAAGCCACUCCUGGUGGGUGCCGCUGAGAACAAGGUGCAGGGCUUCCUGGGCUGCCUGCGGGGAUUACGGAUGAACGGGGUCACACUGGAUUUGGAGGGCAAAGCCAACGACAAGGAAGGCAUAAAGCAGAACUGCACUGGUUUCUGCUGGAACCCCAAGGUGCCAUGUCGGAACGCAGGCCGGUGCAUCGAGAGGUACAGCGCCUAUGAGUGCGACUGCAACAACACGGCCUAUGAUGGGAUGUUCUGCCACAGAGACAUCGGCGCAUACUUUGAGCAGGGCACGUGGGUGCGUUACACCAUCCGCUCGGCUGCCAUCACUGCCGCUGCAGAAUUUGCCAGCUACGUGGACGCUUACAACUUCAGCCUGGGCUACAACCAGACCAGCGAGGAGAUGUCGUUGAGUUUCCGCACCACCCAGUCCCCGGCCGUCCUCAUGUACAUCAGUUCCUUCACUCCUGACUACAUAGCACUCAUCCUCAGGAAAGAUGGGAGCCUGGAGCUGAGGUACAAACUUGGACUUCUGAGUCCAUCCUUUGUCGCCAGCCAGAGGAAUUUAUCGGAUGGACAACCUCACAUAGUGAACAUCACUCGGACUGACAGAGACAUCAGGAUAGAGGUGGACUACACUGCACCGCUUUGGAUGAAAAUACCACUGAUAAGUAGCACCAAAUUUGACUCCCCGAAAUCGAUGUUCCUUGGAAGAGUGAUGGAGACGGGAAGACUCGACCCAGAAAUUCAAAAGUACAACUCCCCCGGGUUCACAGGCUGCAUGUCGGGUGUCCGCUUUAACAACAUCGCACCGCUGAAGUUUCAUUUCCGACCAAACGGGACUCUCUUUAACCUGAGUAUCUCAGGGAACCUUUACGAAUCCAACUGCGGUGCUAUGCCAUGGCUGCCCCCACUCAUCCCCCUUGAAGCCGACCCCUGGUAUAUUAAAAGAGUCUUACCCUACCUCCAUGACGACUUGCCCAGUGGCCCUGUACUUGCACUUAUCAUCCUGUUGGUUUUACUCCUUUUGGUGGGUCUCCCACUCUUCCUGUACUUCCAUUUCUAUCGCUACAAAGGAACGUAUACCACCAAUGAGCCUAAAACGGUGGAAUCCCCGAGCAGUGCCAAGCCUCUGACGGAGGCCCCCAGGAAAGGCGACAACCUGCCGCAGAUAGAAGAAGAAGAGGCCAGAGGAGAAUAGCCAUCAGGUGAACGUGGAGGUGGGGUGGAGAAGCUCCAGCAGCUCGGUGCAGGAUGGACACCUAAAUUAUUUUAUUUGUCCCAUUAUUUAUUUUUUUAAUUUUUAAAAUUCAUAAUAAAUUUAAAUCAGACUGCCAAUCAGGAUGAUCUAUUCGAAAGUGGAGAUAACACACCGAGGAAAAGGAAGGAAUACACCGGUAGCACACUUGUGUGUGGCACUUGAGGGUCUGCUGGACUGACAGAAGUGCCUGAAAACAGCUCUGCUCUAUUUUAAAAUCAAGAAAGGUCUUCCUUUAUUUCUAAAACUCGUCAUCUGUAGUCUAAAACUGCCAAGCAGAAAGUUUAAAUUACACUGUUAUUAGAAUAGCAGAGAUAUACUGUAUAUGGUGGUGAGUCAAAUAGUAUAUGCAGUGUGUUUGUCUCCAUUUCUGCAAUUAGUUGAAUUUUGUGCAUAAGCUAAAUUUCCUCAAAACAAAAAGCGACCACCUUCCCAUUUGGUGUUGGCUAUUGAGACGUCUUCUGCCAACGGUCACUCCACAUGCGCCGGCAAAUAGCACUAUGCACUUAAGACUAAAAAUUCUAGGAUUUGCAGUGACGGGCUCUGAAUAAAAACAGCAAGAACAACGGUCACAAGGUGCUCUCUGAUUGUGUGACAAUCACGUACUUUCAAAUCGCUGCAUCUGGCAACAUCCUGCGGCUUCAAAUGAUCCUUUGUCUGAACCCUCAAAGGUUCGAGUCGGUUUCUGUAAGGCCUCGCAAUUGUUGGAAAUACACACGCUGUUAGCACUAACCUGUCCAUCCAGUACAGGGUCACGGUGCCAAUCCCAGCCACACUGCCUGCAAAGCGGGAAAUACGCCCUUAAUACACCACCACUAAUGUGAAGGAUUAUGGGAGAUCUGUAAACAGUAUCAAGCAUUUAUCAAUGAAUGUGAAACCCUACAUCACCUCUCAUGCAUGUCCAACAUGUGUAAAGAACUGCCUAAAGCUGACAGAUGCAGCUGUAAGAGGUUGUUGUGUUGUCCUCAAGCGUAGAGGCCUGUAUUCCAUAAUGAAGGGGAGCUCAUCUUAAUAAACACAUUGCUGGUUCUCUUUGUGCACAUGUGUGUAAUUACAGAUAAUAUACUGUAUAAAGCCAAAAAGGGGACCUCACCAAUAUACAGACACUUAAAUGUGGACCCCUUUGCACCACUUUUAGCACAUCCUGUGUUGAGUCACUGAAUUUAUAGGGUGGGAUUCUGACCCACAUUUAUACUAGAAAAGAAAGUUAACUAAAUUGCCAUUAAUAGAGGUGAGAAGUUAUCUUUGGAAGAUUUCACAUACCUGCUGUAUUAGGUUCUGAUUCAGUAAAGAGCUCCACGUCAUCCUGGAAGGACCCUCCACUGAUGAAAGACAGAAACGCUCCCCAAUCCGAGGCCAGUCACCUUCAUGCCAGCGGCUAUUACUGGAUGUUAAUGUGUUUUGCCUGGUGUGCGCCGUACUUCAACCGCAGGGUCUUGUACACUGUUCAUGGUGUUUGCCCCACGCCUUAACAAUAAUAAAAUAAUUCUUUACAUUUAUACAAAGAGAUAAUAAACGGGACGUCACACAGAUACACAAAUGUGCGUUUCUGACUUAAGUUCCACUUCUCUUUUAAUGAGGUACCAGUCAAAAUUUUUCUAUCUGGACUAAAGGCAUUCUGGCCUAGUCGGAAUUUGUAUGUACAGGCCAUCCAGAUCUUCUGUCUCACGUCUAUUUGUUUUUGCCACGAUCCUUGUAUGUGUAUAUUAAACACGUCUACAGUUGUUACUUAAUAACAACCAACAGAAUAUUCAAAAAAUAAAAACUAAUAGUAAUGUAUGUUAAGUGACCCGUGAGUUGACCAUCUUGUAUUGUUAAGACUUUGUUUUUCAAAGCCCAAUAUUUCCACUGUCAUACAUCAUAAGACGUUUUUACUAAAAGCGCUAUGUAAAUGUAAAGAGUUAUUAAGUUCAGUAUGCCUUGUAUAAAUGACAGCAAUAGAACACGGCGACAUUUCAUAUGAAUGUGAUGUAAGGAUGUCGAGGAGCAUCCCGCUGCAGCAAGGACAGUUUUUAGCCUCUGGACAGAUCUGCGCACCUCAGACACCGAGAAGCUUUCUACGCAAGCACAGGCAUUCACUCUCGAAGGAUGUUUGCCUGUUUAUGGCAAAGUCGUCCUCUCGUAAACGUUCAAUCGCUAUUAUUAUAUGAUACUAUUCUCAACAUAAAAAUGUACAUUUUUUUUUUUACCUUUAUUGUUGAAUUUCCCCAUAGGAUGAAUCUAAUAAAAGUUUAGAGAGUUCUUAUUGCAGAUAAUAAUAAUACAACAGCAAAUAACAUGUUCAUUUCCCUUUAAAGUAGACAUUAUAAAUCUUAACUUUUCAAACACAAAGUUCAUAGCUUUUGAAUUAUAUGACCUGUAUAACACCGUUCUCAUCAAGGUUAUGCAAAUGCUGAGUGCCGAGUCUUGAUAAUGUCUGAGAUUGUCGGAGAGUGUCCUCAGGGUGUCUCAGGUGGCUGAAUGAGCCCGAGGCUUCAGAGUGUCUCGUCUGCAGCUGGAGUCUAUUGAAGAUGUCUGCCGGCAUAUAUUAGGCCAACUAUGUGCAUUGUGUUAGGAUAACAGCCUCGUACGUAAAUAAUGAACCACAGCAUUUUAUUUCAAGGACAGCUGUAUGUGAUGUAGGUACUUACUUAUUUAUUUUGAUUUAGAGCCCACCUUUUGCAAACUAAAUUAUUGCAGUAUAAAUCAAUGCAACCAUUUUCUGGGCCUGUUUACCUCAUCAUUGGGUGAUGUGGAGCCAAAAACUGUUGCUGUGAGAUCCACUCAUCCAUCCGUCUGUCUGUCUGUCUGUCAGCUUCUCCCUGAAUCUCGUGUCUUUUCUCCACUUCCGGAGUGAUCUGUAAAGCACUGUUAAUCUGUAUAAUACAAACACCACGUGUAGGUCCACUAUAUAACCAACAGUCACUUUCAUUUAAUUUAUAAAUGUGAAAACGUUCUUUAAAUACACAGAACAAUCAUUUAUCUCCACAUCCUGUUAAUGUCACGACUGUUUUUGUUACCACGUAUCUUUGUGGGUGCUAUUUUGAUACGUGUUUAUAAAUGCCUCUACUUAACGUGUUCCUCAAUUUGGGGUACAAAGUAAAAGGAGACCAAAUGAAGUGGUGCACUACUUCUGGGGACGGUGGCCUUCUGGAGGCCACAUGGUGCAAAAAGCUUUUAGGAUCCAACCCUAAACCCUGUCAGCUUUGGUUAAAAGUCAGUCACACUGCAGUUGACUGCUAAACCAAAGGGUAAUGGCCACAAACUGGAGACUGAAACCACAAAGCCAAUGCAGAAGUUAAAAAGUCGCCCAGAAUGCAUUUUAUGGCUGAUAAAAGAGAGCACAUCUUCUUCGACCAUACAGACAGAGAGAGAGAGAGAAAUGCUUACUUAGGGUUAGCCCAAAUAUUUUUUGGUCAGUUUCUGAUGUUAUUUUUUAACAUCUUUGGUUUCCCUUUGUGAGGUUUCUACUUCCUGUUAUAGUUGGGUGUUCAAGGAGACUCGCAGAGCAACAACUUAAGAAAAAUUCAAAUCCAAGUAGAAGUUCCUGGGUCAGCCCUUCACGACACAGUGGUGUGUAACAGUGGCACAUUCUUCAUGGUGUUCAUCGUGAAGGCAUAAGCAGAUAACGAUACUUUAUCACGUCUUACACCAACCUCAAGCUGCGUCUUCUGUUUCAGGCUCCUUGUGGAUGUCCACACGUGCUUGGAAUUGUGCACUUCACCUGCUGAAUACCAAGUGAAUUCCACAGCGUGCAUCCUAAAACCUGCCUCGUGAAAAAUCAACGCCUUUCAUGCCAUCCCAUGUCCUAAAAACACGACGAGGAAGUCUGUAAAGGAAUCGAGAUGACACACACCGUACUGUAUAUGAUAAAUCAGCCAGAAAACAGUGGCGGGUUAGUCUUUACGAGAGCUGCUGUGAAGAUUGCACUUGAGCUUUCAGAUGGGAAGCCAUCGUUCCCUAGACAACUCCGGCUUCUCAGCCGUCUCGACAUGGCCCUCUUAAUGUUUUCCCUUCUGCUUUGUAAAUUUCCCCAGUGAAUCUCCAGCUGGAGCAGUAACAUUUCAAAAUGGAGCCCACUUCAUUUUAGAGGCCAUUUUUUUUCCUAUCGGUUCUCGAACAUGUACAGUACCACAUUUGUACGCCUCCCUUGUAGAACGUUUAGAGCAUCGCUUCUCUAGUGGAAGGUUAACAACCAAAGCCUAUAAAAGCUUCACUCAUGCUGCGCGGUAUAAAAAUGGAGUACACGCUUAGGGUACACACGCCAUUCGACUUGAGCUAUGCAUUCUGCUUUCAACUGUUAGCAUGCGACAUGCACUCGGCCUUCAAAAUGCAACAAAACUGCUGCUUUGCAACAAUCACCGAAGAACUUUGUAAUUAUUUAUAUCAGUCUCCUUUGCAAAUUCAGAUAUAAAGAUUGUAUACUAUUU